This is a messenger RNA of Scleropages formosus (Asian bonytongue), 4617 nucleotides long. It is a transcript of the gene pelp1, whose product is annotated as proline, glutamate and leucine rich protein 1. Lineage: Eukaryota; Metazoa; Chordata; Actinopteri; Osteoglossiformes; Osteoglossidae. The coding region runs from base 15 to 3797 and encodes 1260 amino acids. The transcript has 17 exons. Gene Ontology annotation, cellular component: nucleus. The record is from RefSeq and is a predicted model, not a curated record. Gene Ontology annotation, biological process: rRNA processing.
AGCGAGGAGCGAAGAUGGCCACUGCGGCUUUGCUGCAUGGUUCCACUAAUAUGCGGUUGACUGAAGGCUUAGUGUCCGCUCUAAAGCUCGAGCGACCAGAGUACCUGCCAUCGCUCCUGGCGAACUACAGGGAACACGGCGGCGUGUCCGCGCAGAGCUCAGCAGCAGUCAGUGGACUUAUUGGACUCAGCAAUGGUCAGCUGUCCUCAAGCAAAACCAGGUUCGAAGGCCUGUGUUUGCUCGCUGUGCUCGUCAGAGACAGCUCCAGCGAGGUGUUUCAGCAGCACUGUCUCACCUGGUUGCGCUUGUUGCAGCAGGUCAUACAGUCCCAAGCGCCGUUGCCUUCUAUUCAGCUGGCCAUCGUCGUUCUCCAAGACCUGCUGCAGUAUUCCUCCCAGCUGCCGGAGCUCGCAAGGGAGGUCGGCCUUAACUCCAUUCUGGGGAUCCUGACCUCCCUUCUAGGCCUCAAGUUAGAGUGCCACCUGGUGGCGAUGGAGGGCAUGAAGGCCUGCAUGACUUUCUAUCCACGAGCCUGUGGGUCCUUGAAGGACAAACUUGGUGCCUAUUUCUUGUCCAAGAUGGACUCUGACAACCCUAGAGUGCAGGAGGUGGCCUGUGAGUGCUUUGGGCGGCUGCCUUGCUUGGGUGGCGUUCUGGAGAGAGGGGGAGGCAGUCGCAGAGCAGAGGGCUGGGCCAGUCAGGUUCACUGUUUGCUGGCUACAGCACACAGCCUGCUGGGACAGAUGUACCAAGGAGCGGAAUCAGAGGGGGCAGUCCAGUAUGAGGGACCUGGCAUGGAGCUGCCCUUACCCCCUCUGGAGGAGGCAGACCCCUUACUGAUGCUCCAGCUUCCACAGCGCUACAGGGCUGUGUGUCUGGCCCUCACCCAAACUCUAAGCAUGGACCCCAACUCUCCGGUCAGCCUACCUGUACAGAGCGUGCUCAACCUGGUGUGUCGAGCUCUUGCUGUCAGCUGCAAGAACAUUAAUACAUCUGGCGACGGCUGCUUCAAGUUACUCUUCCUGCCUUCUGUGCACAGUGAUACCCUGGAGGUCCUGUCCACUCUCAUCACAGUAGCGGGAAGCAGACUGCUGCAGUACAGCAACGUGCUGUCACGCCUCUUCUCCCAGACGCUGUCGGCAUGGAGCCCCCCGCCAGAGGGCAGUCCUGGACAGCAGAGGGCUUUCAGUGCAGUAAAGGUGUGUCUGUAUCGUACCCUGGAGCUUUGGGUACGGGUGGCUGGGGCUUCUGCUGGUAUACUUCAUGGAAGCCCCACCCACAACGAACUUCUACUUACACACUUGCUGGGUGACAUCACACCAGGGCCAGACUCUGUCAAGUUGCGUGCCGGACAGCCUGCUGUCUCAGAGCUUGUGGGGCAUGGUGGGAAGGCGGCGGCGGCGGCGGCACGCCGUGCCAAAGGGAUGGGCGAUGUUACUGGGGUCUCAAUUCAGAGAAAGGGGGAUGCGCUGGCCAAUCAGGACACCUGUGUUUCGGCUCUGAGAGCUCUCAGGCAGAUCAUCCUGAGCUGCGGCACUCUGCUGAAGGAAGACAUUCACAAGAGGCUCCAGGACCUGGUCCUGCCGCUGUGCGUGCGGCUCCAGCAGCAGCCAUGUGGGAGCGAUGUGGGAACAGGGAGCAGUCAGUACGGCAGUGCACCCCCUCGCCGAGAGCUUUACCGCCUACUCCUGGCCCUCGUGCUGACCCCGCCUCCUCGCUGGCCCCCACCUCUGCCCUGUGCCGUGUCUAUCUUCAGCCACGGGCGACGGGACCACAGCCUCACUGUCGCCUCGUUCUGCACCGAAGCCCUCGCCAUCUGCAACUCGCUGCUCCACCCCCGUGUUCCUUCCAUUGCUCUCCCUCUUCCCCCUCUGGCACUCAAACACACACCUGCUGCCCCCAACCUCACCCCCUCUCAGAACCCCUCUCUCUCCCUGCCCACUCUCCUCGGGGGUCCCACACAGGCAUCUCCCUUCCCGGCACGACACCCGCUUGGCCUGGGGCCUCCUAGCCUCCUGGCUCCCAUGGAGAACCACCUCCCCCUGCCCACACCUGUGCUGCCUCCACAGGCUGGCUCAACCCCUGCACCAGGUGAACUCCUUUCACCGCCACAGCCUGGCGAGUUGGCAGCUUUGGGGCCGAACGAGGGCCGGCGCCCAUUGUUUGUGCGCUACGAGAAGGAGGAGGCUGAAGACGUGGAGAUCUCCCUGGAGAGUGACUCGGACGACAGUGUGGUCAUCGUGCCUCCUGACAUGCUGAUGCAGGAGACACAGGAGCCCGCCGGUACGCAGCCCAUCCACCCACCACCAGGGGGAGCUGUUCCAGGCCUUACUGUGAGUGCAGCAAGUGAAACUGGUGCUGUAAAUAGCCCAAUUCCCAAUGAGCUCCCUACCACUAUGGCCCUUCCCUCCAAUUCCAAUGCUGUUACCACUUUCCCUGCCCAGAGCCAAACUCAACUUGUGUCUUUAGUCCCUCCACUCAGUUCUGGUGCCACUCAGCUGGCAGCGCCCUCUGUAAGCCUGGGAGACUCGCUGCCAGGUACACAGCUGCAGCAGAUGCUUCUGCAGUCAUCCCCAGCUGGACAAGCAUCGCAGCUGGGACUGCCAGUGCAGAUACAGCUUCAGACACAGCUGGCACAACCUAGCAGACAGCCGCAGCCACAGCAGAUGACAAAUGAAGAAGACCUAACAGUGAUCAACAUCAACAGCUCUGACGAAGAGGAAGAUGAGGAGGAAGAGAUGGAUGACGAUGAAAUUGGGGAGGAGGAGGAGGAAGAGGAGGAUGAACCUUUGGAUGAUGAAGAGGAAGAGGAAGAAGGGAGUGAAUUUGCAGAAGAGUAUUAUGAUGGGGAGGAGUUUGGUGACUAUGAGGAGGAGGAGGAGGAGGAAGAGAUGAUUGAGGGAGAAGAUGAAGAGGGAAUGAUUGAAGGAGAGGAGGAGGAGGAGGAGGCUGAAGAGCUGCCUGCACUGGAGACGGGUGAGGGGAGAAGACUUCUCCUCAGUGUGGAGGAAGAAGCAGUAGGGUCUGGAGGUGAGGGAACAAUGGAGAUAUUCUGUGGGGAGGAAGGAGGGGAAUCACAGGGGACAGGCAGGGAGACGGAAGAGCAACCUAGGUCAUAUGGACAGGACAGUGUCCAAGAGGAUGUCAAGCAGGCAGAUGAGAGGGCAGCUGGGGUUCUAGAGGAGCAGGGAGACAAACUUGUGGAUGUAGAAAGGGAGAGUGAAGCACUACAAGAUGGGAAGACAGAUUCACAGCCCCACGGAGCAGCUGGAGAUUCUUCACAGGAAGCUGAUAUCACUCAGGGGGAAGGAACUGUGGUAGAUGGACCUGAAGUGACCUCAAAGGAGCAAGAAGCAGCACAGGAAGAAGAUGCACCCACUGUUGAUGAGACCGCUGCCUCCCUUCAGGAGCCAAUGACAGAGUCCCCAGAGGACGUGGGGAAGGUGGACGAGAAGGCUGGAGAAAGACCAAGUGUAGACCAGCCACCAGUUGAGCUGAGAGAGGAGUCAAAGGAGCAGCUGAAACAAGGUCAGCAGAUGUUGGCUGGUCAGGGUGGCACAGUGGGUCUCGGCGAAGAGCGAGAGGACGAUGCAGCUGAAGAGAAUGUGGACGAUCUGAGAAGCAUGAAGAGAAAACGAGAAAUAAAUGAAGAAGGGGAAGGAGAGGGAGAAGUGCGGCCGAGCGUAGAGAAGAAGAAGCUCGAUGAGGAAGCCAUGGCUUCCAUGUUGGCUGACUUUGUGGAUUGCCCUCCAGAUGAAGAGGAGAAUGCCCGCUCCCCAGCACAGUCUGAGGGUUAGAGUGGGCUUAAGUCCUGGACUCAGACCCCAUUUCUCACACACUGCACCCCGGACCUUGGAAAAGCCACAGUAUUGAACAUUUUCAGGGUAACCGAACAGUCUAUCGUUGGACAUGUGGUUAUUCACAAUGGGCCCAACGUACUGUGGUAGUGGUAAACAUGUAAAGAGUUUUACUCACAUGUUGCGACUCUAAUUCAAUGGAAGAAAAUUUCUUCUACCCGGACUGGGUACUUGGACUGUGUCCUUGACUUUGUUGACCUGCGUGGGGAGUAUCCUAUAUCUGCAUGAACAUGUUUACUGAAAGAAAAAUUAAAACAAAUGAAAGUGUCUUUUUUUAUUUAUUUUUUUUUUUUUUUUUUUUUAAAUGGGGUUUAGUUUUUCAGGGACAUACCCUUAAAUGGGCUGUAGAAAGUGCCCUCAAUGUGCAAGCUGAUUUGGUAUCACAGGAUAUACUUUAAGGACUCCUUACAAAUUUCACUGCCAGUAUUUUUGGGAGUGUGGCUGAUUUCACAUGGUGUGUUGAACAUUGGACAUAAACGGGGAUAAUGUUCAGGCCUGAAUUGCUUGUGCUGUGAAGGUGAAAUCAGCCAAUACUUUGUAAAAGACCCUGUCCACCUCUUAGGGACCACAAGGCAUUGUCUAGGCCAUGGAGGGCACUGCUUACUUAAAGGAUUUGCCUAUGAGGUUACUUCUCGACUUCAUUUUGUUGCUGUCAUGUUCGCAUAUUUGUUCUCCUAUCGUUCGUCUUUUUAAAAAAAUAGAAGCAAAUGCAUUUUUUUGUUUGAUUUUUUUGUAACAAAGGAAAUAAACCUAGGGGAAC